Molecule: messenger RNA, 3141 nt
Organism: Carcharodon carcharias (great white shark)
Lineage: Eukaryota; Metazoa; Chordata; Chondrichthyes; Lamniformes; Lamnidae
Product: calcium-activated chloride channel regulator 1-like
Exons: 14
Coding region: 67-2805 (912 amino acids)
Biological process (GO): chloride transport
Molecular function (GO): intracellularly calcium-gated chloride channel activity
Source: RefSeq, a predicted model, not a curated record
GAGACCAUAUGAAUCUGAGAAGCCACAGUGUAGGUGGAUAAUAAUCCAAGCAGCCGGCGUGCAAUAAUGAAGUUCCAAAAAACACUUGGUUUAGUGCUCAGCUGCAUCCUGUGUGAUUAUAUUGUAAAUUCUUCAGGAGGAAGGUUGGAGAAUAAUGGAUAUAGAGACAUAGUUAUUGCCAUGAAACCUGGAAUCCAACAUAACGACGAGCUUAUUGAAAAUAUCCAGGAAAUAGUGACUGAAGCCUCCUUCCACCUUCACCGAGCUACCAAACAGCAAGUUUAUUUUGCCGAUGUGAAAAUCCUGCUGCCUCAGUCGUGGCCAGUUCGUUCCAGCUCGGUUCACAGACCGAAGACCGAAUCCUACGAGAAGGCUGAUGUGAUCAUUGCGGAGCCAUACCUUAAAUAUGGAGAUGAACCAUACACUCUGCAGUAUGGCGGAUGUGGUGAGAAGGGCCGGUAUAUUCACUUCACCCCAAACUUUAUACUAAACAGCAGCCUGACUCAAAAUUAUGGUUCAAAAGGUAAAGUUUUCGUUCAUGAAUGGGCUCAUCUUCGAUGGGGAGUUUUUGAUGAAUAUAACAAUCUGGUGCCCUUCUAUUUAUCUAAUGGAACCUAUGAAGCAACAAGGUGUUCAAAAAAGAUAGUAGGAAAGAUUUCUGACUGCACGAGCAGCCCCUGUACAUCAUGUGACAUUGAUCCCAACUCAGGCUUGCCAAAAGGCAAUUGUAAGUUUUAUCCAGCGAAAAGCCAGACUUCAUCCUCUUCAAUAAUGUACAUGCAGGCACUGUCAAAUGUGGUUGAAUUCUGUGACGAGAAAACUCACAAUCCUGAAGCACCAAACAUGCAGAACAAAAUGUGCAAUCAGAGGAGCACCUGGGACGUGAUCAAAGAGUCAGAGGAUUUCAGAAACAAUCGCCCACCCCACAUUGGUCCAGUGAUACCGACAUUUACAAUCCUACAGGCCAAAGACCGUGUGCUCUGCUUAGUCCUUGAUAUUUCUGGAAGCAUGGGCUCGGAGAAUCGUAUUAACAGACUCCGACAAGCAGCCGAGAUAUUCUUACUGCAGAUCAUUGAAGUACAAUCACAAGUUGGAGUUGUCACUUUUAACAGUGCCGCAAGUAUUCAGACAGAUUUGAAAGUGAUUGAUGAUGAGAAUGUGAGGGAUCAGCUUGUCCGACUGCUACCUACAUCAGCUAAUGGCGGAACAAAUAUCUGUGCUGGCGUUCAGUCUGGGUUUCGGGUGCUUCGUGGUGAUGACGGUGCUACAAACGGUGAUGAAAUCGUUUUACUGACUGACGGGGAGGACAGUGGAAUAAGCAGUUGCUUCGCGGAGGUAGAACAAAGUGGUUCAGUUAUCCACACUAUAGCGUUAGGACCAGGUGCAGCCGUAGAACUGGAACAGCUUUCAAAGAUGACAGGGGGUUCACAGUUUGCAGCCACUGAUAAUGUGGAUGCAAGUGGAUUGAUCGAUGCCUUCACUGGAUUAGUAUCAGGAAAUGGUGACAUUAGUCAACAAUCAAUUCAGCUUGAAAGUUCUGGAACAAGGAUUGAUGAUGACAGUUGGUUGAAUAACACAGUUUUUAUCGAUAAGACUGUUGGGAACGACACAUUUUUUGUAGUUACAUGGGAGACGCAGACACCAUACAUGUUUGUACAUGACCCCAAUGGAAAGGUGUACGACAGUGGUGACUUUGGGAUAGAUGCAACUGUACGUACAGCCCGUCUCAACAUUUUUGGCACUGCACAGGCAGGACCGUGGAUGUACAGUAUCCUGAAUCCUGGAACUGAACAGAUUAUAACUAUCACAGUGACAUCCCGAGCAGCAGAUGUGAAUGUUCCACCAAUAACAGUCAAUGUGCACAUUAGAGAAAAGGAUUCCGGUGGAACUAUAAUCUAUGCAGAAGUCAGUCAGGGAUUUUCACCGGUCAUGUUUGCAAAAGUGACAGCCAUUAUUGAACGUCCCACUGGUCCUCCAGUUGAACAGGACCUUUCUGAUGAUGGCCUAGCUGCUGAUGUUGUCAAGAAUGAUGGUAUCUACACGAAGUUUUUCCAUAAGUAUUCUGGAUAUGGAAGAUACAACUUUAAAGUACGCGUAGAGGGAAAAGAAGGGACUACAAAGACAGCAAUCCGAACAGGGGCUCAUGCCUUUUAUAUACCAGGAUACACGGAAAAUGGCAUGAUUCAAACAAAUCUACCAAGGCCUGCAGGCAACACGGAAGAUCUGCAGGCUGAGUUAGGAGACUUCAGCAGGGUCAAAUCAGGAGGAGUAAUUUCAGUUCCAGCAGGAACACCCAUUGUUGACUUUCCACCAUGCAAAAUCACAGACCUCCAAGCAACAAUAGUCAAAAAUAAAGUUGAGCUGGAAUGGACAGCACCAGGAGACGAUUACGAUCAGGGAGCAGCGUCUCGCUAUGAGAUGAGAAUGAGUGACAACCUUCUACAGCUACGGGACAAUUUCUCAACAGCAGCUCUGGUUAACUUAACCAGCUUGAAUCCACAACCAUAUGGCUCAAGGGAAGCAAUUGCAUUUGUUCCUGAAAAUACAAAACUGCAAAAUGGGACAAAUAUCUACUUCGCUCUCUGUGCAUAUGACACAAUCAAUCAGUCCUCUGAAAUGUCUAACGUAGCCAAGGCUUCUGUCUAUGUGCCAUUCAUUGAGCACGCAAAGGGCAAUAAUAGUAAAUCGGAGGUUGUUUGGAGUGUAAUAGUUGUCACAAUUCUUGUGUGUUUGAUCAUUGGAAUUAUUAAUUACCUGGUACAGAGAAAAAAGACUGGAACUUAUGUACCAGAGGCAUGCAAUUAAUGAGAUUAAUAAUUCAAACACUUAACCAGAUUUCUCUUUAUAGAAGUAAAGGCUUGGUGCUGAGGGGCAGGAGGGGGAGUGAAAAUCCAUAGUUUUCUCAAAUAUUUACACACUUUUCCACGGUUUCCAUUGGCUUGGGAGAGUUAGGAAAGCUGCAUGGGUUUAAACCCCAGUGGUACCCCAGACACACUUCAGCUAUGCUUCUCACAGAUCUAUGCAUUUAAUUUCGCUGGAUUUGGGUAAUUUUGUGCAUUCUUACAAGAAAGGAUUCUGUAUACUUGUCUAUUUUUGAUGUUAUCUCUGUUGCUCUCCAUUAAUAAACAAGAUUUCUUGUAA